Penicillium argentinense is the source of this 1581-nucleotide messenger RNA. RefSeq names its product sugar porter family MFS transporter. The record is from RefSeq and is a predicted model, not a curated record. The transcript is spliced from 2 exons. Gene Ontology annotation, molecular function: carbohydrate:proton symporter activity. Gene Ontology annotation, biological process: transmembrane transport; carbohydrate transport. Bases 1 to 1581 code for a protein of 526 amino acids. Gene Ontology annotation, cellular component: membrane. NCBI's taxonomy places the organism in Eukaryota, Fungi, Ascomycota, Eurotiomycetes, Eurotiales, Aspergillaceae.
AUGGCUUUCGUCCUCGUCACUCUCUACUGUGCAUUCGCCGCUCUGGGUUCGUUCUUGUUCGGCUAUGAUUCUGGCGUGAUCUCCUCCAGUAUCGAGCAGGAUGCAUUCUUGGAUCGAUUCGGGUCCCCGUACCUAUCGGAUGCCACCAGUGGUGGUAUCAUCUCUUCAUACACCGGAGGUGCAAUUCUGGGGUCGGUACUCGCCCCCUACAUCUCCGACUCCUGGGGCCGCAGAAUGGUCAUCUUCACCGGUGGACUCCUAGCUACCCUCGGUGCAGCUCUCCAGGGAGGCGCUGUCACCAUCGCGAUGCUAAUCGCUGGCCGAUUCAUCUCCGGUUUCGCCAUCGGUCUCAUGUCAGCCACCGUCCCCGUCUACUGCAGUGAGAUAGCUCCGCCACAGAUUCGGGGCUUGCUCGCGAGUAUGCAGCAGUGGAUGAUCGGACUAGGAAUCAUGGUGGCCCAGUGGGUCGGAUACGGGUGCUCAUUGCACACGGGCGACUUUUCCUGGCGACUCCCGCUAUCUUUGCAAACGGCGCCGGCCCUGAUUCUCACAUGCGGCGUGUGGUUUCUACCCGAAUCGCCUCGCUGGCUCAUCGAGGUCGGUAAGGAGGGUGCCGGCCGCUCGGUAUUGGCUCGUUUACAUCUCAACCGCGAUGCAACCAACAGCCAGCUUGUCGAGCACGAGCUCACUCAGAUCUACGAGAGCGUGGCGCAGGAAAAACAGUCCGUUAUUCGGUCUUGGCGCCAGCUUCUCCUAUCCAAGCAAUGGCGCUGUCGGAUUCUGCUCGCGUGCGGUCUGCAGGCCUUCACCCAGCUCUCGGGAACCAAUGUCAUCCAGAACUAUGGACCUCGUCUCUACAAGUCGCUUGAGCUUUCGACAUCGACGGCGCUUAUGAUAAUUGGUGUCUGGGGUGCGCUGGCGCAGUUGUGGAACACAGUUUUCAUGGGCUUUAUUGACAAAGUCGGCAGACGAAAACUCCUGAUCCCAUCGUUAUUUGGCAUGGGUGCAGCGAUGUGCGUGGAAGCGACACUCGCUCGAAAGUUGGACUUUAGCGAUCCCUACGCCAACCAGGACGCCCUUCGAGCGGCCAUCGCCAUGUUCUUUGUCUUCUCAUUCUGCUUCACAUCCCUCGGCCUCAUUUCUUGGAUCUAUCAAUCUGAGAUCUUCCCAACCGCCAUCCGAGCCCGCGGAUCAUCAGUAGCGACUGCAACAAAUUGGAGCUUGAAUUUGAUCUUUGCGCAGUGCUCACCGAUCGCGCUCACUGAUUUGGGCUCCAAGUACUUCUAUGUAUUUGUGGUCUUCAACUGGGCUGCUAUGUUCAUUGUCUUCUUCUGUUACCCCGAGACGAAGGGAUAUUCUCUUGAAGAGGUGGAUGAAGCAUUCGCGCGCCAGCACCACAAUGAGCAGCCGGAGGUCACACCGGCUGCCUCAUCGACUAGUCACGAGACCGUGAGAUCGGACUCUCGGGUGAAGCACAAGGGAAUGCACCCUUUGUCCCUGCAUCCAACUCACAGUGGAAGCUGGAGUAGCAAUAGUGGCUCGUCGCCUAAGCUCUGGAGCAAAAAGAUGGCCGAAGUAUAG